Phaeoacremonium minimum UCRPA7 is the source of this 1284-nucleotide messenger RNA. RefSeq names its product putative histone acetyltransferase spt10 protein. Gene Ontology annotation, molecular function: acyltransferase activity, transferring groups other than amino-acyl groups. The coding region runs from base 1 to 1284 and encodes 427 amino acids. Lineage: Eukaryota; Fungi; Ascomycota; Sordariomycetes; Togniniales; Togniniaceae. The transcript is spliced from 2 exons. The record is from RefSeq and is a predicted model, not a curated record.
AUGCCGGCAAUUAUGGAUGAUCCGGACUCUCCCACCAUCUAUAGGGUUUCGGGAGAGCCUCCAUAUCCGGACCCGAACACCCCGGCCCUGCCGGCAAACAUCCUCCCGCGCCAGGUGACUCUCCGAGAUCGUCAAACGGUUGCUACUGUUGUGCCGUUUGCGUCUCGGCACCAGGUGCCCCUUUCACUGGUCAAUUAUCUGGCUGACCAGUUUGCCAAGGAAAUUGAGGGCGGCGAUACGUACCCCAUGAUUGAGCCCAUGUCUCGGGAGAGGUUUGCCUCGUAUUGGUUCCAGAAUUUUGGUGCCAUUAUGCUUCUCGGCAGCAUUGACAGCCCGGCUGACGUCGUUGAAGGCAAGGACUGGUCCAAGGAGUGUUUGGGCAGCUUCUAUAUCAAGCCCAACUACCCCGGCCGCAGCAGUCACGUCUGCAAUGCUGGGUUUUUGGUCACCGAUGCUUCCCGAAACCGCGGCGUUGGUAGGCUCAUGGGCGAGAGUUACCUUGACUAUGCUCCCAAGCUGGGCUACACGUACUCGGUCUUCAACCUGGUCUAUGAGACAAACGUCGCCUCGUGUAAGAUUUGGGACGCACUCGGCUUCAAGCGUAUCGGACGUGUCAAGGGGUGCGGAAAUCUCAAGAGCUAUCCUGGCCGGCUUAUUGAUGCCAUCAUCUACGGGCGCGAUCUCGUGCUGGGCGAAAGCGACGAACUCGUGAGUGAAGAGCGUUUCGACAAAAUCAAAUUCUACCUCAAAUACGGCAAAUAUCCCAAGGGGGCUGACCGCGCCGAAAAAAGCAGGCUCCGCAGCGCGACGACGCACUACAAGCUAAUUGACGGCGAUAAGCUCAUGCUGAAGGACAAAGAGGUCAUCUCGGACCCGCAACAACAAUACGAGAUCUCUCGCCAGGUCCAUAUGCAGCAGCACGGGGGUAUCAACAAGACUACAGCCACGAUCACCGAGAAGUACCACUGGAGUCGCAUCAAGGAAACGGUUUCCGAUCACCUGCCGCACAACCACGACCCACAUCACCGCACGGCUGAGGAGGAGGAAGCAGACCGUGAGGCUGUGGACCGCGACCUAGACAUGCUAAUAGAACCUCAAGACGACGAUGACGAGCCGCCGGAUAUGGACAUCGAUAUCGGUGUUGGAGGCAACCACGAUGAUUUGUCAAAGAUGAGCGUCACGCAUCUGCUCUCAGCGCCUGAGGCCGAUGGGGCUGCAUCGAAAGAUCCCGAAACACCAAAAACGAGAGAUAUGUUUGACGUGGAAUAUUCUGCCCCAGGAUGA